AUGUAUGAAUUUAAUUAUUUCCGGUUCAUCUUGAUCCUUCCAUUUUUGGGAUUCAUUUCAAUCUCAGCAUCUAUAUAUGUUCCCCGCGAUAUCUCUACGAAUCCACCAACAAUACAACCAAUUGGCGAGGCUUGUGUAUUUAAUCGAAUUUUGUCAUCUUAUCUACUUGGACAUGUUGCUUUUGGAUUUCAGAUUGGUAAUGAUCAAUAUAUUUAUGGGGCAGAUGAAGGACCAAUACACAAUGACUCCACCCACUUGUGUGGUGAUGAUAAAGUUUGGUGGCAAUCUACUGGCACCCGUGCGGAAAUGUUAAAGCAAUUUAAAGAUCAAAAAUAUGAUCGUUAUAAAUGUGAAAAAGUAACUAAUCCUAAUGCUGAAAAUGCUCAAAAUAUGAUGAUAAAAGUUAAAGCACAAAAAUAUUAUGUAAAUAGGGUAGUUUGUUUUGCUGCACUUAAUGAUCCUACAAGUAAUUGUCUUACUGAUACUAUCAGUGUAUUGACGGAAUAUAAUGCACCAGGAUUACCGAUUAAUUCGACACUUCAAAACGUACCGAAUGAUUGGUAUGAGCAAUUGGGUAAUGUGGGUGGAUAUGGAGGUGUUUGGGAAUAUUCGACACCCUUAUAA
Molecule: messenger RNA, 624 nt
Organism: Cetraspora pellucida
Lineage: Eukaryota; Fungi; Glomeromycota; Glomeromycetes; Diversisporales; Gigasporaceae
Source: the annotation of a GenBank genome assembly